AUGCCCCUCCCACUGCCAACCAGGAGGAGGCAGCUAUCGGUACUCGCCCAAACCCAAGGGCUAUAUUCACACGGCCAAAGGCCAAGCACACACAGCAACAGUCUUGAACUGGCACGCAGGCAGGCAGGGGCGUUGAUGAAAACGCACCUCUGCACAAAAUGCUCUCUCUUUUUGUCUCUCUCUCUCUCGAUUCGUCUCUCUCUCUCUCUCUCUCUCUCUCUCUCUCUAAAUCUCUCUCUCUCUCUCUCUAAAUCUCUCUCUAAAUCUCCAAAUCUCUUCAAUUCUCUCUCUCUAAAUCUCUAA
Monosiga brevicollis MX1 is the source of this 303-nucleotide messenger RNA. RefSeq lists its product as uncharacterized. The transcript has a single exon. NCBI's taxonomy places the organism in Eukaryota, Choanoflagellata, Craspedida, Salpingoecidae. The record is from RefSeq and is a predicted model, not a curated record. The coding region runs from base 1 to 303 and encodes 100 amino acids.